GUGACUCUACUGUGUCUGUGUCUCUUUGUGUGUGGGUUUUCUGGUUCCGUAUAGAAUUUGCGUUCUUUCUCCAAAUAAAACCAAACCCAUGUUGUAAAUAAAAUCCAUUGUGAGAGAGAAAAAUCAAAGAAAAAAAUGUGUGUAGUGCGUUAUCUUCUCUGUUGAAUCUUUUCCAAUCCCAGAAAAGCCUGCUACAUCAGACAACGAAAGCAUACCCGUCUUUUGUAAAAGGAUCUUCAACCCAUACUUGGGAGCCUGUCAUGACUAGUACUGAUACAAACACUCCAAGUUAUUGGUUGAACUGGAGGUUUUUCCUCUGUGCACUAUGGGUCUUAGCCUCGAUGGUUUUGGCAUCAUUUCUAAUAUGGAAAUAUGAAGGUUUCAACAAGUCCAGACCGGAGAGGAGAGAAAAUCAGCAAGAAAAAUCAAGGACUUUGUACGAGGAUGAAGCCUGGAAGACAUGUCUUAAAGGAAUCCAUCCUGCCUGGCUGCUUGUUUACAGAAUGAUAGCAUUGAUUGUGCUUUUGUCGUUGCUCAUCGCAGAUGUUGCUGAUGCCGGAGGUGGCAUUUUUUUCUUUUACACUCAGUGGACAUUUACUUUGGUCACGAUAUAUUUUGCGCUUGGAUCUUUAUUCUCCAUUUAUGGAUUGUUCAAGCACAAUAGAGUUGGAGGCAAUGAGGUUGAUCAUGCAAGUUCAGAUGCAGAGCAAGGAACAUAUUUAGCUCCCACAAUAGGACAGAGUGCAGAUAUGGCCAAUAUGUCCAAGAGUCCAGAUACCCAUGAAGCACCUCAUUCUCGCCAGACUGCAAGUGUAUGGGGUUAUAUCUUUCAAAUCAUUUUUCAGAUGUGUGCAGGUGCUGUGACGCUCACCGACUGCGUAUUUUGGCUCAUUCUUUAUCCUUUUCUUAUGUCCAACGAGUAUAAACUGGAUUUUUUGCUUGCUAGUAUGCACUCAUUCAAUGCUGUUUUCCUGCUUGGUGAAACAAUGUUAAAUUGUGUGCGAUUUCCGAAGUUUCGGAUUGCAUAUUUUGUGUUGUGGACAGCUAUAUUUGUCAUUUUCCAAUGGGUCAUCCAUGCAUGUAUUUCUAUAUGGUGGCCAUAUCCAUUUCUUGAUUUGUCAUCUCCAUAUGCUCCCUUAUGGUACUUCGCAGUGGGGUUGAUGCAUCUUCCAUGCUAUUUCAUCUUUGCUUUAAUUCUUAGGUUGAAGCGCAUAUGGUUGUCAAGAUCAUUUCCAAAUUCGUAUCAGAUUAUUAGUUGAGGAAACAGAAGCCUAAUGCUGCCCUCGACCAUGUUAAUUACAAGGGUCUGAGCGUAAAACAAGGGUCCACACCAUUUCAUAUGAAAGACUAGUUCAGUAUUUAUCUUCUAAGAGAGUUGCUGCUAGUGUCAUUAUUUUUUACAUCGAGCAGCAAUGGAAGGAUGUAAAAAUUGUUGAUAAGCUGGUGAUCAUUAUUUUUCCCAGGAUACAAAUCAGAUAAGCAUGUUUUUGUGUCCACCAGAGGGGGUAUAUGUCCUAAAUAUUUAUGUGCUUGGAUAAAUUGCCAAACAUUGUUAAUUGUUUCUCAAUUCAAUUCUACUUCAUUUUUGACCUGCCAAGCACUCAUGAAUUAUUUAAUGGGGGAUUUGUAAAUGAGUUCAACUAAGUUAUCAUCAGCCAUAUGGUUUGGUUACCUCAGGAUUGCUAUAUUUGUUA
Messenger RNA from Quercus robur (English oak), 1694 nucleotides. RefSeq lists its product as uncharacterized. Lineage: Eukaryota; Viridiplantae; Streptophyta; Magnoliopsida; Fagales; Fagaceae. The transcript is spliced from 9 exons. The record is from RefSeq and is a predicted model, not a curated record. The coding region runs from base 261 to 1259 and encodes 332 amino acids. Gene Ontology annotation, cellular component: membrane.